Molecule: messenger RNA, 636 nt
Organism: Striga asiatica
Lineage: Eukaryota; Viridiplantae; Streptophyta; Magnoliopsida; Lamiales; Orobanchaceae
Source: the annotation of a GenBank genome assembly
AUGGGGCUCCGGCGAAGACGAGCUCCUCGGCCGUGGAUCUUGCUCCACCACCAUAGCCACCACAUUGCCACCGCUCCCCUAGGGUUUGAUGGCUGGACAAAGAUCGGCCAGCAGCAGGCGGCCGUCUCCAGAGGCUCCCAGCUUGGAAUCUCCACGGCGAGAGCACUAGCGGCGCCACGGCUCCCAACUUGGAAUCAACAAUUGCAGCUCACGCGUAAAAAUUCGUUCUUGAUCUUCAUAUGCCCUAAUUUUGACGCAUUCCGAUUGUGCUUUGUGCGUGUAUCUGUGGUUCUUGUGGAUAUGGAUGUAAAUAAGGAUGGGUCUAGGCAUAAAUUGGCCGAAGAGUUUCGGCGCGAAAAAAGCUUCAAACUGGAGAAUCCGUCAUGGCCUCUAUCAUAUUCAGUUUUGUGGAAGUUGAGGAUGGGAUGUGAUCGAGAAUGCCAAAAAGGGACUGAUGUUUCCAGUACACAGGACUCUGUUAGUACAGCUCAGGAUAUUGCUGUGAAAGAGUUUUUCAAAUCUCAUUUGGAUGUUUCACCUAAAGAAGAGAGCAAAUCGUUCCUCACCUUUGUUAUACCCCAUGAAAAGGAAAAGCUAUUAAAGGAAUUAAUUCCCUCAAUUGUAAUUCCUAAAUAA